Molecule: messenger RNA, 3077 nt
Organism: Styela clava
Lineage: Eukaryota; Metazoa; Chordata; Ascidiacea; Stolidobranchia; Styelidae
Biological process (GO): regulation of transcription by RNA polymerase II
Cellular component (GO): nucleus
Molecular function (GO): RNA polymerase II cis-regulatory region sequence-specific DNA binding; DNA-binding transcription factor activity, RNA polymerase II-specific
Source: RefSeq, a predicted model, not a curated record
GUUACGCGAGUCAGCUGGUCGAAUAAAACUCCCUGACAAGAGGGACGGAUCAGCCAGUCGCACAGCUCACCGAUUGCCGCUACUUGGAAUACAUAUCGCCGAACGGAAAGGAUCGGGACAGCACUGACUAGCAGGUGCGCUAACAAUCACCAACUGAAGAUUGAAUUUUUUUACGUCUGUGGCAAAAAUCUCCGGUUCAAAGUUCAACAUAAUCUACAAAACAAUGUCGUCAUCGCGACUGACAACUCUGCAAGUUCACGAACGAUUCAAACAAAACUACAACACUUUGUAUUCAAAGAUGAUCCCGAAGGAAGAUCUUUUUGACGACAGUUUGACAAACUUACAAUGGCUUCAAAAUCUAAACGUGAACAUUGCCAACCCAGUGCCCCCAGCUCCAAUGGGAAACAGUCCAGAUGGGACCAAGCGGGUCAACAUGGCGUACCGUAAAAUCAGGGGCGGAGACAUUGGAAUAAAUAGAUAUAAACCAAGGACUGGCGAUGUCGCUCAAGCGCAUAACUUGGAUUCGCCCGUCAAAGGCGAUCCCGGUAGUCAAAGCAUGGAAAGACAAAACGCUCAGAGAUUGGAAUCUCGUCUACUAAAUGGGAAUAGUAAAUCAAAAUCUAAAAACAGUAAAAAGAAUCCUUUGCCUCCGUUGAUCCCACAAAGUCGGACCCCACUGCCUAGCCAGUAUAGAUCCCGUGUCGGGCCCCAACGUGACUCCCAAAAAGACUCUCUACCGCGUCUAAGCGGAAGCAACGACAGCUUAAAACUCAACACAAAACUUUGCGAGAACGCAAUCACGUUAACUGCUUCACCGGAGUUAGCAUUACUGUCCGACACCAGGAAUCAGUACGUCUUAUCCCCGCGCCAAAUGGAUCGAGAUUUGCUACCAGGACAAGUAGAUUACAAAAACAAUCCGUAUGUCAAACCCCCUUUCUCACAUUUAGCCUUGAUCUGUAUGGCUCUGCGACGAAAUCGAGACAAGAAGAUGACAGUCCAGAAGAUAUGCGAAUGGAUUAAAAAUAACUUCAUUUACUACAGAUGUGUCGGACCAGAUUGGCAGAAUUCCAUCCGAGACAACUUGGUACGCCACAAGUGUUUUGAACGGGUCGGACGCAAAAAUGAUGCCGCGGGGAAGGCUGGAUUCUGGCGAAUCGAUGCAAAGUAUGAAGAAAAGUUUUCCAGUGGAAUGCUUAGAAAAAGAAGACUGGCUUCUGCCGGAGAAGUGAAAGGACAGCCAUCGUCUGCGUCGGAUAAAUCUUCCAGUCGAGGUUGCAGCCCUUCAAUUGAACAAUGCUGCGACUACGAUUUCCUUCGCCCAGAAGAUUUCGCUGACGGAGAUAUAUCAGGAGACGAAUUUCUCGACGGCGAAGGGUUUUCUGGAAGCAAAAAGACUUCUUCGGCCGGUUCCUCAAACAAAGGUUCGGCGGGACAAAAGAGAAAACAGGCUACGCCACAGAAAAUUGCAAAAAGCAAGAAAAGUAAACAACAACAGCAACAACAACAACAAUUACAACAACCUAAAGCCGAAAAAAUCAAUUUAUUCGAAGACCAAGCACCGGAGCUUGGUUAUCUCAAAGGCGAAUUCACUUUUACUAGUAUUCUAGAGGAGAUGCGACUCAACGGUAGCCAUUGCGGUAGCUCUGUGAAUUCAUCCUUAUCUCUACCCAACACCCCAAACCUCGCCGCUUCCCGCAAAAGCAGAGGAAACGCGCCAACUUCCGCCACAAUGACCAGUAACGAAAGCCUUUUCACUGAUGUCAUGCUCCCGAUUGACCCGAGCUUGUUGCUGACAUCAAGUGGUGGAAGCGUGCAUAUUCCUAAUUCCUCUCCUCUGAAUCUCGACAUGGACACGGUUCCACAUGACCUGAUUGACGAUUUUUUCAAUACAGAUAAACACGCCAGGGCUUCGAUCGAGUCUUUGGGUCGAAGGCGUGGCACCGCCCUCAACACACCCACAUUUGAACUAGAUCCUAACGACGAUUUUGACAUUGGAAUUUCAAAAAGCGUUGAAGCGCUUGACCUUACGGUUACCGGAAGUAAAAUUGAACCUCCGGAUGGGUGGAUUCCUGACCCUACCACCUUAGACUUAGUACUCGGUGAAAAGCAAGACAAUUUUGGACUAACGGAGCUUGAUUUGGGUGUUGGCGCUUACGAUUUCUCCGAUUUUUGCGACAUUAAUGACGAGAAUUCACCGCGCGGCAAAAAGAAGAAAGGGCGUAGACGGCCUGGUUCAGCGUCCUCGGGCACCGGAUCUACUAACACGUCCCCAAGACGCCCUGCGAACCACUUGUCAAUGCCGCCUCAAUUGAAAACCUCCUCGCGGGCUUCUUCUCACACAUGGCAAGAAACCAAAACUGCCACCGAUACUAUACAGUCCAUUUUAGGAACGGAAUUUGAUGAUCUAUUAUAAUAUAGUUAUAUGUUUCAGAAUUUAAAAAUUUCGAAUUGCCCAUUCUGCACUUUUAAAUAUAUAUAUUAAAGGAAAAAAAUCGAAUUGAGUAACAGUUAGUUACAGUGUUUUAUUUCCACUACCACACCCCAGUAAUUCAGGUUUUCAAGCCCAAACGUGUCGGUGUUUUGUUUAGCACAGAGGUAAAUCAAAGUUGUCUGCCUUUAUUAUAUUACUGAUAAAAUUUAGUUAAUGUUCUGCGCUUUUUUAUAGUAUCCCUUACUCCGAAUCAUGACAUCUUCGUUAACUGUGGGCCAUAUGUAUCCAAGCCCGAAUGAUUCCAUUUAUCAAUGUUUCAAACAUGAACAAUAUAACUUUGCAAAUAUAUAUUUGUUCGUUUCACAACUGAAUAACUAUGGAAGUUAGUUAAUAUAACAGAAGAGUAGUUGUAGUAUACAUCUACGUAGUUUAAUAUCCCACGUCAUCUUAAACCACCUUAUCGAGGUCUUCAAACCAAAUGUACGAAACUCAAAAAACUUGUUUUGUUGAAAUCAGGAAAACGUAUAUUUUUGAUUAUUGAAAUACUUUGGUGAUUACCGCUUGAAACUUUGAUCAGAAAACCGGUUCAAAAAGCGCUUAUUCCCUUGUUAUUUUUUCGAACGAAUUAUUCGCCCUCUUGUCUUGA